Molecule: messenger RNA, 1609 nt
Organism: Cicer arietinum (chickpea)
Lineage: Eukaryota; Viridiplantae; Streptophyta; Magnoliopsida; Fabales; Fabaceae
Product: polygalacturonase QRT2
Biological process (GO): carbohydrate metabolic process
Molecular function (GO): polygalacturonase activity
Source: RefSeq, a predicted model, not a curated record
AAUUUUCCUAUAAAUACCUCUUCCUUUGUCAUUUAUCAAAAAUAUAUCUAUACUAUAAUCUUUACAACAUUUUCAUUCCUUCAUUUGAGGUUGUUCUUUUUCCCAUAAAGUUAUAACAUAAGAAUAAUGUAUCCACAAAGUUUAGUUCUUUCACUUUUCACCAUAUUAGUGUCAUUUGGCUUGUGUUUUGGCUCUUACAUAGUGGAAACAAAUUAUCAAAAUGAACAAUUUGGUUUCAUGAAAAGGGCUAAUCAUCAAUCUCACGCACCGUUGCAAUCUAAAGAAAUAAUUAAUGUUGACGACUAUGAAGCCAAAGCUAACGAUGGACAAAUUGAUAACGAGGCAUUUGAAAAGGCAUGGAAUGAGGCAUGUUCUAAAGGAGGUGUUCUUGUGGUACCUCAAAAUAGUGUCUAUCAUCUAAAGCCAAUAAUAUUUUCAGGGCCAUGUCAACCCAAUACUGAAUUAAAGAUCUAUGGAACAAUCAAAGCAUGGCCUAAAAUAUCAGCAUAUGAAAAAGAUAGAAGUCUUUGGAUUAUGUUUGAUAAUGUCACAAAUCUCAUAGUUGAUGGUGGUGGCACCAUUGAUGGCAAUGGAAGAAUAUGGUGGGAGAAUUCUUGCAAAGUCAACGAAAGCCUCCCAUGCAAACCGGCACCAACUGCUGUGACUUUCAAUGAAUGCAACAACUUGAGAGUGGAAAACAUGAAGUUCAAAAAUGCACAACAAAUGCAUAUAAGGUUUCAGCAUUGCAAUAAUGUUGGGGCUUCAAAUCUAAUAGUAAAAGCACCAGGGCACAGCCCCAACACUGAUGGAAUUCAUGUCACACAUUCACAAAAUGUUAUCAUAAGCAAUAGCAUCAUUGGGACAGGUGAUGAUUGUAUUUCAAUAGUAAGUGGGUCCAAAAAUAUUCGAGCCACAGAUAUUAUUUGUGGGCCAGGACAUGGAAUCAGCAUUGGAAGUUUAGGAGAAGGUAACUCAGAAGCUAAAGUGUCCAAUGUGCAAGUGAACAGAGCUACAUUUAAAGGAACCACUAAUGGAGUUAGAAUAAAGACUUGGCAGGGAGGUUCUGGCUAUGCAAAAGACAUCAAAUUUAUCAACAUAGCUAUGCAAAAUGUGACAAAUCCCAUAAUCAUAGAUCAAAACUAUUGUGACCAGAAAAAGGCAUGUCAUGAGCAGGACUCAGCAGUAGAAUUGAGCAACGUUGUGUACCAAAACAUUAAAGGAACAAGUGCUUCAGAAGUGGCAAUCAAAUUUGAAUGUAGCAAAACUGUCCCAUGCAAAGGAAUUCAUGUGCAAGAUGUGAUUUUAACACCACAAGGUUGUAAUGGCACCAUUGCAACAUGUGAGAAUGUUAGAUUUACAAACAGUGGAAUGUUCUAUCCUAAAUGUCAUUCUUGAAGGAAGAAGGAAGAAUCACAAUUGUUAGGAUUUGUAUAUACAAAAUUAUUUAUCCAGAUUCGUCAAAGAAAAAUUAGUUAUUCAGAUUUUGGCACAAUAAUAUACUUGUUAUUCAAAAAAAUAUUAAACAAUGAUUUAAUAACAUAAACAUAUGGUAUUGUUUAUGCUGAUUUUUGGAAACUAGUGUAUUUUUUCAGUUUAAUAUGAUCGUUUA